Molecule: messenger RNA, 1316 nt
Organism: Durio zibethinus
Lineage: Eukaryota; Viridiplantae; Streptophyta; Magnoliopsida; Malvales; Malvaceae
Source: RefSeq, a predicted model, not a curated record
CCACUUUUCAGCCCAAAGAAUACGAUACAGUAUACUACGUUGCGUCGCUAAACGCUCGACACUGACUGGCCAUUCCUCACCUCCAAAGUUCCCAAAUCUAUUCUAAUAUCCUGAGAGCAAGAGUAGCAGAGUUGAGAAUUUGGCUCUGCCUCAUCUCUCUGACUUUGACUAAUGGGCUGUUGGUGGGAAGGUGUUGACGAAUGCCGUCUUUUAAUUGCUCCCGAUUUCUGCCCUUUCGUCACAGACCCUGGCGCUAACGGGGACGGUUCCGCUCGUUUACUAUCACUUCGUCACCCCAAAUCAGGAGUCAGGACAUCCUUUCUUUUGAGUAAUGGGUUGCUUCAAGAACUUCACUGGUUUAAGCAAUCUUAUGGGUCUUGGUUUUUGGGAAAUUACGUUUCUGAAGAUGGGAGCCUAUAUAUUGCUACUCCUAUUGAUCCUGUUUUCAUCAUGUUGCCUAUCUUUGAAGAAGCAAGAAUGAAGAAAGUGGAUGAUCCUGGAAAGUUUAGGCAAUUAGAUGAGAUACUCUUCAUUAAUGACUAUCCUGGAUAUCAACAUUUGUUCUCCAUUGCAGAGAACUGUAUGCAAGUUGUUUGUGAAAUCAAAGAAAUUGGAUCAUCAAAAUUUUUUAGGCUUGAUGACAUGAAGGUUUUAGUGUGGUUAUAUUACAAGGUUUGCCAGUUAAAACAGACUCUACCAGCAUUGGACAAAAACUAUGCCGCACGUGAACAGAAGGAUACAUUGGCUGAUGCUGUAUCAAUAUUGGGGGAGUACUUGAAGGAUGAGCCUUGGUUGAAGCUUUUGUGUAAUCAUUUUAAAUUGAAUUUACUGGAGGCAAAAAGAAUGGCAUCAGAUUUUGAAGUGUGUGCAACUGCCAUAGAAAGUCCUAUUGGUUCUAAUCUCUCACAGGGUAAGAAUACGAGGGAGAAAAAGACUGCAACAAAUGUAAAGCAAGCUAAAAAGGCUAAAGUAGAGACAGAAUCAAGGAACAUCAAAGAAAUGUUUACUAGGGCUUCACGAAGGAAGAAUUGAAGUUUUGCGUAUGCCAAAUGUGGGGGGAAAUGGGAUGGAGGAACGUUUAUUAAUCUUGUUGAAAUGCUUGUGUUAACUAUUCUCCUGUCAUCUCUUUCCUUACAUAUCCUGGUAGUGACUACUUCGGGUACUUUGGAUUUUAAUGUCGGUACAAACAAACUAACUAGAGAUAAAGCAGUUGUCUCUUUCUCUCUCUCUCUCUCUCUCUAUAGAAUGGCUUUAAUGCUUAAUUUUGAAGAGGUAAUCCGAAAGGUAGAAAAAUUUCUCCGCCUAAAUGAUUAAUU